Messenger RNA from Dioscorea cayenensis subsp. rotundata (Guinea yam), 4247 nucleotides. RefSeq names its product phytochrome A-like. Gene Ontology annotation, biological process: protein-tetrapyrrole linkage; regulation of DNA-templated transcription; red, far-red light phototransduction. Gene Ontology annotation, cellular component: nucleus. Gene Ontology annotation, molecular function: protein homodimerization activity; photoreceptor activity. The record is from RefSeq and is a predicted model, not a curated record. Lineage: Eukaryota; Viridiplantae; Streptophyta; Magnoliopsida; Dioscoreales; Dioscoreaceae.
UUGCAGGCUCACUGAAAAUGGACUCUGUUGCAAGUGAAUCAAAGUACGGAUGUUUGCUGUUUGGUGACUCUCUCUCUCUCUCUCUCUCUCUCUCUCUCUCUCUCUCUCUCUAUAACUUACUGCAAGUCUUUCCAUGAAAAAAAAAGAGAGGAUAUUUGCGGGUCUUUGUUGCAGCCAUGCACACUCAUCUCUUGCACCGCAAAGGAGCCAACAAGACAAUAAAACACUCGGUUUCUUGUGUUUAAGCCCCAUGCUUAUAUGACGUAGUGCAUGACCUUUGAUUUGGUCCAAGAGGAGCGGCCAUUGGUCUUCUUGGGAGGCGCGGCUACUGCUCUGCCUAGUAGCUCAGUGGGUUUCCAGUUUCCUUAUGGAGUUUUCUCAGAGUUUCUUGGUUUUAGAGCAGGGUUUUGAAAACAGGAAUGAUUAUAAUUCUCAUAGUUGUCGGAAUAGUGGAUCACUCUCUGUGUGUGCAUGCGUGUGCAACGUGUCUAUCUAUAUAAAUAUAUAUACAUAUAUAGUCGGUUUGUAACAUGAGUGUACAUGCGAUACAAACCUGAAACCUUGAUUGAUUUCCCAGCUGAGUUGAGUUAAGAGUUCACUCGAGGGUUGUUCAUUCAUGGCUUCCUCCAGACCUGCUAUUUCAAGUAGCUCAAGCAGAAGUAGAAGGAAUAACGCAAUCAGGAUCAUAACCCAGACGGCAAUAGACGCUAAGAACGCCGCAGAGUUCGAAGAGCAGGGUAGCUCCUUCGAUUACACCCAAACCGUACUCCCAUCUCACGAAGUCAACUCCAAUCCCGAACCCCAGAGGACGUCAGACAAAGUCACGGCCUAUUUGCAGCACAUAAAGAAAGCCAAACUGAUUCAGCCAUUUGGUUGUUUGAUUGCCAUCCAUGAGGAAUCCUUCAAGAUCAUGGCUUACUCCGAGAACGCCCCGGAGAUGCUGACCAUGGUCAGCCAUGCCGUUCCCACGUCAAGCGAACGCUCUACUACAACUAGUCUCGGUAUCAGCAUCGGGACUGACAUGAGGACCAUCUUCACCUCUGCCAGCGCUGCCGCCCUGCAAAAGGCAUUGGGCUACAAUGAAGUCUCUCUUCUCAAUCCCAUCUUAGUCCACUGCAAGACCUCCGGCAAGCCUUUCUACGCCAUCGUCCACAGGGUCACUGGUUGCUUAAUUUUUGAUUUCGAGCCAGUGAAGCCGAGUGACAUACCAACCAGUACCACUGCCUCUGGAGCUCUCCAGUCUUAUAAGCUGGCUGCUAAGGCCAUUGCCAGGCUUCAGUCACUGCCUGGUGGUAGCAUGGAUACAUUAUGCGAGACUCUCGUGGAGGAAGUGUUCCAAUUCACUGGUUACGAUCGGGUUAUGGUCUACAAGUUCCACGAGGACGACCACGGUGAAGUUUACCAAGAGAUCACCAAGCCCGGUAUGGUGCCUUAUCUAGGCUUGCAUUAUCCGGCCACCGACAUCCCUCAGGCCGCCCGCUUUCUCUUCAUAAAGAACAAGGUCCGAAUGAUAUGCGAUUGCCGAGCCAAGCAUGUGAACAUACACCAGGAUGAGACGUUGCCCUUCGAUAUCACAUUUUGCGGUUCCACGCUCCGAGCAGCCCACAAUUGUCAUUUGCAGUAUAUGUCCAACAUGAACUCCAUCGCUUCACUUACCAUGGCGGUGGUUGUGAAUGAAGGGGAGGAAGAAGAUGACCACUUGGAACCUGGACAAUCAUCGCAGCAGCAGCAGCAGCAGCAGCAGCAAAAGAGGAAGCAUCUCUGGGGGCUGGUGGUCUGCCAUAACGAGAGCCCCAGGUUCCUCCCAUUUCCUAUGAGGUAUGCGUGCCAGUUUUUGAUGCAGGUGUUCUCCGUCCAUGUCACCAAAGAGCUGGAGUUGGAGAACCAGAUACGUGAGAAGAACAUCUUGAGAACCCAAACACUCUUGUGUGACAUGCUGCUCAGAGAUACUGCUCCUGUGGGCAUCAUCACACAGAGCCCCAACAUCAUGGACCUUGUAAAGUGCGACGGUGCGGCCCUGCUAUACGACGACAGGAUUUGGCGAUUGGGUUUGACUCCAACAAAGGAACAAAUACGAAGCAUUGCUCACUGGCUCGCAGAGCAUCAUAUGGCACCCACGGCCCUGAGCACUGAUAGCCUGCAGGAUGCUGGGUACCCGGAUGCUCAGGCUCUGGGUGAUUUGGUCUGUGGAAUGGCCGCAGCUUGGGUAACUUCCAAGGAUAUACUCUUCUGGUUCAGGUCCCACGCAGCGGCUGAAAUCCGGUGGGCUGGCGCAAAGCAUGAAACGGAUGACAAGGAUGAUGGGACCAAGAUGCAUCCCAGAUCAUCAUUCAAAGCGUUUCUCCAGGUCACCAAGAUGAAAAGCUUGCCCUGGAAGGACUUUGAGAUGGACGCCAUUCACUCCCUGCAACUCAUCCUCCGAGGGACUUUCAAUAACCCUCGGACUAGUGUCACCACCCAAAGGCCAUCACCAUCCUCGCCAGAUGAUGAGAAUAAGCCCGAAAGGGAAUUGGAACUACAAACUGUGGCCAAUGAAAUGGUGCGUCUCAUAGAGACUGCCAAUGCUCCCAUCUUGGCCGCGGAUGUCAAUGGGCUCAUAAGCGGGUGGAACACCAAAAUCGCUCAACUAACCGGUCUCUCUGCAGAGGACGCCCUUGGCAAGCAUUUGCUUGAGCUUGUGGAAGAGUCUUCAAUGGAAGUAGUCAGGAAGAUGCUUUUCUCCACAAUGCAGGGACAAGAAGAACAAAAGGUAGAAUUUCUGAUGAAAACCCACGGAGCACGGAGAGAGGCUGGCCCUGUUGUGUUGGUUGUGAAUGCCUGUGCGAGCCAUGACAUGAAUGGACGUAUUGCAGGGGCGUGCUUUGUUGCCCAGGACAUGACAGAUCAUAAGCUGGUGAUGGACAAGUUCAUUCGGAUCCAAGGGGAUUAUAAAGCCAUCAUUCACAAUCCCAGCCCAUUAAUCCCUCCUAUAUUCAGUAUAGAUGAGUUCGGCUGGUGUUCAGAGUGGAACACUGCCAUAGCUAAAUUAUCUGGAUGGUCCAGGGAACAAGUGAUAAACAAGAUGCUGCUGGGUGAGGUCUUUGGGGUUCACAACAAUGCAUGUUGUCGUCUGAAGAACCAGGAAGCAUAUGUAAAACUUUGCAUCAUAAUCAAUAACGCCAUGACAGGACAGGGAACCGAAAAAACUGACUUUGAUUUUUUCAACCGUAAUGGUGAACAUGUUCAGUGCCUGCUGUCAGUGAGCAAGAAGGUAGACUCAGAGGGAACGGUCACGGGAUUGUUUUUCUUCUUGCAAACUGCUAGUCAAGAGCUGCAAAAGGAGAUACAGGGGCAGCAGCACUCGGAGAAGUCAGCAAUAACGAGAUUGAAGGCUCUGGCCUAUGUAAGGAAUGCGAUAAGAACUCCUCUUUCAGGUGUUGUCUAUGCCCAGAAAACACUAGAGGCCACUGAUUUAAAUGAGGAGCAACGGAUGAUACUGAAGGCUGGUGCCAACUGUCACCUGCAGCUAAACAGAGUGCUCAGCGACUUAAAUCUUGAAAACAUAAUGGACUGCUGUCCGGAACUAGAGGUGGCUGAGUUUGUUCUGCGAGAUGUGGUGGUUGCUGCUGUGAGUCAAGUGAUGAUUACUAGCCGUGGUAGAGGGAUUAGAAUAAUCGAUAGCCUGCCAGAUGUAUUCCUGACUGAAAGCCUUUAUGGGGAUAAUUUGAGGCUUCAACAAGUAAUUGCCAAUUUACUGGUAGUGUCUGUGAAGUACUCGCCAAGUGGAGGUCUGGUUGAAAUCACUGCCAAUAUCAAUAAAGAUCGCUUGGGAGAACACAUCCAUCUGGUUCGUCUGGAACUCAGUAUAACACACACAGGCGGCGGAGUGCCAGAAGAAUUACUUUCCCACAUGUUUGGCAACUAUGAUGAGCUGCCCGUGUCUGAGGAGGGCAUUAGCCUGGUUGUAUGUAUGAAACUAGUCAAGCUCAUGAACGGAGAUAUCCACUAUAUCAGAAAAGAAGGCAAAUCGACUUUUGUUAUCUCCUUGGAGUUAGCUUCAGCAACCAACAAGACUAAAGAUUUGGCUCUGAGGAUUUCAGAGUGAGAACCAUACAUGUAGUUAGAAUACGUUGAAAAUUCAGCUCUGUGUUCUGUGAUGUGAUUGUGCCAAAAUUAGGAUCCUUUAACCUCCUGGCGGCAGCUGCUUUAUUGGUUUGUUGUCUUCUCUAUUUGCUUACUUGAACAAUGUAGUUGAUGUAUUUCUUUCA